Messenger RNA from [Torrubiella] hemipterigena, 3600 nucleotides. NCBI's taxonomy places the organism in Eukaryota, Fungi, Ascomycota, Sordariomycetes, Hypocreales, Clavicipitaceae. The record is from the annotation of a GenBank genome assembly.
GUCAAAUGAACACUAAAAACCAUGGAUCUUGGACCGACGAACGAACCUCCGGCCAAGAAGCGAAGGUUCUUCAGAGACCCAAAUGAACCGUCAUCCGACGCCGCCAGCGAAGAGGCUACAUGCAGCGCCUCUUUGACGCCGGUGAAGCGUGAAGAUGAUGCUGCGACUGCCGAGCGGGAGGCACGAGAAGUGCUGGCGCAUAUUGAAAACAACUCUGUCAAUACAGACAGCCGCAUAGGAACCCACCAACAGCCUGAAGCUGCCGAUUCGGAACCAAUUACGUUCAACGUUGAUACAUUCGAAGCCUUUGUGGGCGAGAAGGUGGCGAAGAAUGUUAUCCAAGCGAUUCGUGAACAAAGCGGUGACAACCUCGAGCGCGCUGUUAACAUGUAUUUCGACGGCACAUAUAAAAAGUUUAUUCAACAAGCCAAGAUUAAGAAAGAGUUGGCAAGCGAGGCAAGCACCCAGUCCAACAGUCCAACACCAUCUACAACAACACUACCAAUACGCCGGCCGAUGAAGAAUGCCAGAUAUAUUGGAGCUUUUGGAGUGGAAGGCUGGGCUACAAGAAGCGGAACGAAUAUUCUGAAACAUGGCGAUGUCAUUAAGAUUGAGCGCCAGAAAAUCCAGCCUCCUCAACCGCCAGCCAUAAAGUCGAAGCUAGGAGUAGCAGUCACACCCGUUCGAAAGAAUACGGCCGCAUCUCGACGCAUAGAUGUAAUUGUCAGAUUUACGAAUGAAAGCGGCACCGAGAUUGGACGACUAUCCAAGGAUACAGCAAACUGGGUCUCUACAUUGCUGGACCAAAAGAUUUGUCGUUUUGAAGGUACAUGCGUAUACGCCCCAGAACGCCUGCGAACGAACGAUACUGUUUUCCUCCAGCUUCGAUGCUUUUUUCUGCGAUCGGCUUUCUAUGAUAGGAGCUUCCAAAUUGUUGAUGAUCGACCAGAAAGCUUCUAUGACCAAGGCGAGAGCGCUGACGAGAAACAGCUGCGUCUCCGUCAAGUGGCUCUCGUGCGACUCUUUCAGGAAAUUAAUUUGCAGCCGUUUGUAAUGAAUGCUGCAGCCAAAGAUAAUCGCCAAGGGCUCUUACAGGCAGCAGAGAUGGAUGAACAGAAACAGGCGGAGGCAAAGAAGAACGCCGCUUCAAAUGAAGCGCCGGACUCCCCAGGCUCGGAUGAUGAAGACGGCAAGGAAUUAGAGCAAGACCAGCUUGAUACUCUGUACAAAAAGGCGCAAUCAUUUGAUUUCAGCACUCCGGAAGCAGAGCCCGCAGACACAUUUGCCCUUAACCUUCGGCCAUACCAAAAGCAAGCGCUGCACUGGAUGAUGGCAAAGGAAAAGGAUGCAAAGAGCAAUCGCGAGGUUUCAAUGCAUCCACUUUGGGAAGAAUAUCAAUGGCCGCUCAAAGAUGUUGAUGAUAAGGAUCUUCCUGUAGAAGAGGGCAUGGAAAAGUUCUAUGUGAAUCCAUAUUCUGGAGAUUUGUCGCUAGACUUUCCCGCCCAAGAGCAGCACUGUCUUGGAGGCGUCUUGGCUGACGAAAUGGGCCUCGGCAAGACAAUUCAGAUGCUUGCGCUUGUGCACUCUCAUAAAUCAGAAACGGCACGAAACCGAACUUCUACAGGUUUAACAAGCGUGAACCAGCUGACUAGACUUGGCACCAACUCUACCAGCGUCGUUGAUGCACCUUGUACAACGUUGGUUAUUGCUCCAAUGUCUCUGCUUUCGCAGUGGCAGAGUGAAGCUGAAAAGGCUUCGAAGGCAGGAACCAUCAAAACUGAGCUCUACUACGGAGACAAUAAACAUACGAAUCUACAGGCACUGUGCUCCUCAUCCAACGCGAGCAAUGCCCCGGAUGUUGUUAUUACAAGCUAUGGCGUUAUUUUAUCGGAGUUUGGAUCAAUUGUAGCGAAGAACGGUGACAGAUCCUCACAUAAUGGCAUCUUCUCCCUGAAAUUCUUCCGAGUGAUCUUAGAUGAGGCUCAUUCCAUCAAAAACAGAUCAUCCAAGACUGCGAGGGCUUGCUAUGAAAUCGCUGCGCACCAUCGUUGGGUCCUGACUGGCACACCAAUUGUUAACAAACUGGAGGAUCUGUUCUCGCUGGUUCGCUUCCUUGGCGUUGAACCAUGGAACAACUUUUCAUUCUGGAAGACGUUCAUCACGGUACCAUUUGAGUCGGGUGACUUUGUCCGGGCUCUCAAUGUCGUGCAAACGGUUCUUGAACCACUUGUCAUGCGCCGCACAAAGGAUAUGAAGACCCCUAGUGGAGAGCCUCUCGUGCCUCUUCCUCCGAAGAUUGUGGAAAUUGUUGAUGUAGAACUAUCGAAACCAGAGCGUGAUGUGUAUGACUACAUCUUCAACCGAGCAAAACGAACCUUUGCUCAGAAUAUGGAAGCGGGAACAGUGAUGAAGGCGUUUACUACCAUUUUUGCACAAAUCUUGCGCCUCCGCCAAUCCUGCUGCCAUCCUAUUCUUGUCCGCAAUAAGGACAUUGUUGCAGAUGAGGAAGAGGCUGGUGCAGCGGCGGAUGCAAGCACUGGCUUUGCAGACGAUAUGGAUCUAGAGAAUCUGAUUCAACAGUUCACUGCUUCGGUUGACGAGGACACCAAAGAUACGCAGACAUAUAGUGCCAACAUGCUUGCUGAGAUUAGGGACGAAGCGGAACGCGAAUGCCCGUUAUGCUUUGAAGAGCCCAUGAAUGACCAAGUUGUCACAGGUUGCUGGCACUCCGCAUGCAAGAAGUGCUUGCUUGAUUUCAUAAAGCAUGAGACUGAUCGAGGGGUCUCUCCGCGUUGCUUCAACUGCCGCAAGGAAAUUGUGCAACGAGAUUUAUUUGAGGUUGUACGCUACGAUGAUGAAGUCGACAUAUCUUCAGGGAAGCCACGCAUCAGUCUGCAGCGUCUCGGUGCGAGCUCAUCGUCAUCUAAAAUUGCUACGCUGAUUUCGCAGCUGCGCACGCUGCGCCGUGAACAUCCGUUCAUGAAGUCGGUCGUCUUCUCCCAAUUUACGUCCUUCCUCUCCUUGAUUGAACCAGCGCUCGCCCGCGCAAACAUCAAGUUCCUUCGACUGGACGGCAGUAUGGCGCAACGAGCUCGUGCAGCAGUACUUACAGAGUUUACUGAAGGUAAAGGCUUCAUGAUCCUGCUGAUUAGCUUGAGGGCCGGUGGUGUCGGUCUGAAUUUGACGAGCGCGGGUCGUGUCUUCAUGAUGGACCCAUGGUGGAGUUUUGCUGUAGAAGCGCAGGCCAUUGACCGCGUUCAUCGAUUGGGACAGGAGGGUGAGGUGAUUGUGAAGCGAUUUGUGGUAAAGGAGAGUGUCGAGGAGCGGAUGCUGCGCGUCCAAGAGCGCAAAAAGUUUAUUGCCUCAUCGUUGGGCAUGAUGAAUGAUGAAGAAAAGAAGACGCAGCGCAUUGAAGACAUUAAAGAGCUUCUGAGCUAAACCCAUAUGAUUGCAUUUAGAGGCGUAUAUAGGCUGGGCACCGAGACCUUAUAUUUUGCACCACAUCACCAGGCGGGAGCAUUAUACGGGUCGUCCAGACGGGAGAAAAAAAAUAUUAUAAAUCUAUUCCAUUGUCAUUACAUGCGUAUCUAUUUUUUGUCA